Molecule: messenger RNA, 3154 nt
Organism: Bufo gargarizans (Asiatic toad)
Lineage: Eukaryota; Metazoa; Chordata; Amphibia; Anura; Bufonidae
Gene: KCNK2
Product: potassium two pore domain channel subfamily K member 2
Exons: 7
Coding region: 111-1307 (398 amino acids)
Biological process (GO): stabilization of membrane potential; potassium ion transmembrane transport
Cellular component (GO): membrane
Molecular function (GO): potassium ion leak channel activity; outward rectifier potassium channel activity
Source: RefSeq, a predicted model, not a curated record
CAGCUCUGGCACUCUGAGGACUCUACCUCCAGGCUUCUCCAGUCUCCAGCAGCACCACACAGUCAGACAAUGCCUUGCUUCCCAGAGAGGAACCUGCAGAGAGCCUGGAAAUGAAAAAAAUCAAGACUCAUCAGACCAGGCAACAUUUUUCCAGUCUUCAACAGUCCAAUUUUGUGGCAGCUCCUGAUUUACUGGACCCAAAAGCAGCUGCUCAGAACAGCAAACCAAGGCUUUCCUUCUCAGCCAAACCCACCAUAUUGUCCACCCGGGAAUUGAGGGACAUCACAGUGAAUGUGAUGAAAUGGAAAACCGUGUCUACGGUGUUCCUCGUGGUUGUCCUGUACCUAAUUAUCGGAGCCACAGUCUUCAAAGCCCUGGAGCAGCCCUACGAGACUUCCCAGAGGACCACCAUUUUGAUUCAGAAGAAUAACUUUGUAUCUGAGCACUCUUGUGUGAAUGCGACCGAGCUGGAGGAACUGAUUCAGUAUUUUCACUCUCCAGGUUUUGGGAACAUCUCGCCAAAAACAAAAGGUGGAAAAAUCUUCUGCAUUAUCUAUGCUCUUCUUGGAAUUCCUUUGUUUGGCUUCUUACUGGCUGGUGUUGGAGACCAACUAGGAACUAUAUUUGGCAAAGGCAUAGCACGAGUGGAAGAUAUCUUCGUAAAGUGGAAUGUAAGUCAGACGAAAAUUCGGAUCAUCUCAACCGUCAUCUUCAUUUUGUUCGGAUGUAUACUGUUCGUUGCCAUCCCAGCAAUCAUUUUCCAGCACAUAGAGAACUGGCAUACAUUAGACGCCUUCUACUUCGUGGUCAUCACUCUAACCACAAUUGGCUUUGGAGAUUACGUUGCCGGUGGUUCGGAUGUUGAGUACCUUGAUUUCUACAAGCCUGUGGUCUGGUUCUGGAUCUUGGUGGGCCUUGCCUAUUUUGCUGCUGUGCUUAGCAUGAUUGGCGACUGGCUCAGGGUGCUUUCAAAAAAGACCAAGGAAGAGGUUGGCGAGUUCAGGGCGCAUGCUGCUGAGUGGACAGCAAACGUCACCGCAGAGUUCAAAGAGACCCGGAGACGACUAAGUGUGGAGAUCUAUGACAAGUUUCAACGGGCUACCUCUAUUAAGCGAAAGCUAUCCGCAGAGCUUGGUAUGAGUCCAAGUCAGGAAAUGACUCCUUGCAAGAGAACCUUAUCCGUCAACCACCUGUCCAGCGAGAAAGAGGUGCUGUCCACUAUGACGAAGAGCGACAGCAUGUAUCUGAAUGGCUUGACUCCGCACUGUGCUUCUGAAGAGAUCGCCAUCAUCGAAAACUUUAAGUAGCUCCACCUACCGACUUCACUAUCGCCUAAAUACUACAUUUGCCAUAAUUAAGACUACCAGCAUUUUUAAAGCCUGCAUGAGCUCGGAAAAAUGACAUACAAAGACCACCAAAUCAGUACUGUUACAACUAUCCAAUAUGUAGUUAAAAAAAACUUAAAUUCUACAACGUCUGAUGCCUUUUGGUGCCCAGACUGUUUUCAUUUUCUUUUCUAACGUGCCAUAAAUACAUGCAAUGUUAUAUAAUAUAAUCAUAAUAAUUUGGCAAGAAAACAAAAACCUACAAAUUGGGAUGUGACUGGCAAGUGGAAGAGACGGUCCGUGGACUAUGUUUUUGUAACUGGAGAAGUCGUUAAACGAGAUACUGUACAGCCUUUAACCUAAGAAACUUUCGAUCAGUGCCUUAUAAUGCAUAGACACACAACCUCCAUAGCUUAUUUUUUUAAUUUAGGCCUGAGGAAUGUAUUUUAUCGGCAAAUCCAUUUUGCUUGAAGGAGGCACGCAAAUGGUGCCUCAAUGCACUUGUCAGGAAACGAUGGAAGAUGUUUGAAACUUUAAGGUCACAUAAGUCCUUAGUGGAAUGUUAAAGACCUGGAAACAAAAAUUUUUAGGUUUAAUUUUUCCUUUUUUUAUAUUGCUAAAAUAAUUGUUGAACUUAGCCUUGGUGAAGAAUCAUGGUGUUUUUAUCAAUGCCAUGACCUAGUUAGAGUCGACAUAAUACAUGUCAUAGAGGCAGACAAAGAAAAGGAGAUCCUAACUUACAUUGGCUCUUUGCGCCUUCCUCAUUGGCGUUUACCUUUGGAUUCUCAUGGGCGUGAACCUUUGGUUACUCUUGGGUCUGAACCUUUGGUUGCUUAUGAGCAUGAACCUUUGGUUGCUCAUGGGUGUGAACCUUUGGUUGCCCCUCUUCUCCACAGUUUUAGGAAAGAGAGGGGAAACUGGCCCAAAUCUCACAUUGUCUUUCUUAACUACAAAUAAGGGAGCGAGUGAAGGAGUAAGAUGCCCCCACUUUUGAAGGUGACUUGACCCUUUAUGUAAACCCCUUGAACAUUUUAACAAAGAGGGUUUUUAUAAAAAUCAUACACGUAUGAUGAGAUCCAUGACCAACCCCUGUGGAGAUGGCCAUUUUUGUUAAGGUUGAACGAGUAUCGUUAUGCCCUGAUGCCUCAAAGUUUGGCCCCUAAAAUGGCCGUCUACAUUGAGUUUGGGUUAUGAUGGGUCCACUUCAAUGCGCUGAGCUGGCAUUCUUACCAGUUUUUUUUUUUUCUAUUUUAUACUGGAAAGUAUAGUGGUGCAAUUUAAGGGGCAGCCUUGGACUAAAAGGUCUGACUCUUGACCAAUAAUAAUAAAACAAUGAAAUUAUUUGUAAUGUUCUGAAAAGUUGUUAAAUUCGUUAACAUGUUAAAGGAGUAGUCUGAGUUCCAAAUUUUUGGGUGGCAAACUGCAGGGAGGCAGUUACAAUAAUAAGUAAAACACUUAUACUCACCUUCUAGAAUCCCCUCCAACUCAGCACUGCCACUCUGUCCUCUCCUUCAUUUCGGCAUACAGGACAGAGCGGUGGCACUUUAUCAGAGGCUGCAACGGAAGGUAAGUUUAAGUGGUUUUUAUUAUUAUUAUUUUAACUGCCCCCCCCCAAAAUAAAAAAUUUGGAACUUGGAUAGCCCCUUUUAAUUUAAGCACAUAGGCUCAGUAAUAUAAUUUUUAAGUCUAUUGUAUAUUAUCAGGGAGCACAGUAUCAGUAUAAAAGUGACCACAAACUGAAAAUUGUAGUAGAUUAAUUGGAACGAAAAUACAGUUUGACAUAUAAUAUCCAUAACUACUUAAAGGGGGUGACCACUUUCUGGUUACUG